Cavia porcellus (domestic guinea pig) is the source of this 2717-nucleotide messenger RNA. RefSeq names its product aquaporin 1 (Colton blood group) (gene Aqp1). Gene Ontology annotation, cellular component: membrane. The transcript is spliced from 4 exons. The record is from RefSeq and is a predicted model, not a curated record. Gene Ontology annotation, molecular function: ammonium channel activity; water channel activity; carbon dioxide transmembrane transporter activity. NCBI's taxonomy places the organism in Eukaryota, Metazoa, Chordata, Mammalia, Rodentia, Caviidae. The coding region runs from base 82 to 897 and encodes 271 amino acids. Gene Ontology annotation, biological process: renal water transport; hyperosmotic response; carbon dioxide transmembrane transport.
CCCAACCCAGGCUGUGGUUCAGCUCUCAGAGGGACUUGAGCACCAGGCAGCGAGCAGUCUUAAGCCAAGCCCCCUGCUAGUAUGGCCAGCGAGUUCAAGAAGAAGAUCUUCUGGAGGGCCGUGGUGGCCGAGUUCUUGGCUAUGACCCUCUUCGUCUUCAUCAGUAUUGGCACUGCCCUGGGCUUCAAAUACCCGGUGAAGGGAAACCAGACGGCGAAUGCGGUGCAGGACAACGUGAAGGUGUCACUGGCCUUUGGGCUGAGCAUUGCUACAAUGGCCCAGAGUGUGGGCCACAUCAGUGGCGCGCACCUCAACCCGGCUGUCACGCUGGGGCUGCUGCUCAGCUGUCAGAUCAGCAUCCUUCGGGCAGUCAUGUACAUCAUCGCCCAGUGCGUGGGGGCCAUCGUUGCCACUGCCAUCCUCUCGGGCAUCACCUCCAACCUGCCCAUGAACACGCUUGGCCGAAAUGACCUGGCUUCUGGCGUGAACUCAGGCCAGGGCCUGGGCAUUGAGAUCAUUGGCACCCUGCAGCUGGUGCUGUGUGUACUGGCCACUACUGAUCGGAGACGGCGUGACCUCGGUGGCUCAGCUCCCCUAGCCAUUGGCUUCUCUGUGGCCCUGGGACACCUGCUGGCGAUCGACUACACUGGCUGUGGUAUUAACCCUGCUCGGUCCUUUGGCUCCGCGGUGCUCACCCGUGACUUCACCAACCACUGGAUCUUCUGGGUGGGGCCAUUCAUUGGAGGAGCCCUGGCAGUGCUGAUCUAUGACUUCAUCCUGGCCCCACGCAGCAGCGACCUCACAGACCGCAUGAAGGUGUGGACCAGCGGCCAGGUGGAGGAGUAUGACCUGGAUGCAGAUGACAUCAACUCCAGGGUGGAGAUGAAGCCCAAAUAGAAGGGCUUGGCCUAAGCAUCCACAUGGGGCAGGGGCAGGGGCAGGGAAGGGCGGAGGGAGGGGAGGGCUAAAAUCCAUAUUGUAGACACUUUGCCAAGCUGGCUGAAGUCACUCCCCAAGGUCUGCCAAAUCUGCACAGUCAGGCCUCUUUGGAGGUGUUCCUCUCACUUUCUUUCUUUCUCUGUUUCCUGGCCUCAAAGCUUCCUGGGGACCAAGAUUCACCAAUUCACCCCUCCCUCAUCACUGAAGAAAUGAAAGAGAGAGAAUCAUCUGCUAAUAUCCCCUCAGAGUAUGAUGGGAGGUAUGCCAGAAAGCCCCCCUUGACCCCAAAGCUGGUUGCAAACUCACCUGCCACGGGGGCCUAAGGUCCUACUGUAUUGCUUUAAUGCCUUUGGGCAAUGCUCCCCUUCCCUGAUAGGCACUGACCCCAGGAGUCUUUUGAAGGAAAGAGGACAGCUAGAGGGGUGCAGGUGGCAGAUACGAUUUGCCCCUCAGUUUGGCUUGCUUCCAGGGUAUGCCCCGCCCAGACUUGUGCAUGACAUGGAAUUGUUCCUGUCUCAGGGCUUGAGUGACCUCCAUCUAUAAAGUGGUACAGGGAGAAUUGUGCAGAGGGCACCACAGGUUUCAGAAAGCAUGGUCUAGACCAGUGCAGUUUCAUGCAUUGUGCUGGGGCAUUUUCCAAGUACAAAACUGUACUCAGAUCUGUGUGACUAUAUACUCUUGCAGAUGCAUUCUGGGGUGGAGAUGGGCAGAUAGUUUAGGUGGUAGAGGGUACCUGUUCCCUGCCAAAGGUUGGUGGUGUAUGUGGAGGGGAUUUGCUAGACAGAGGCUACUGUUGUAGGGAAGGCUAUUUGAAGGGCAAAGGAAGGACACUCCUGUGCCCUCACUGAGGUUGAGCUGGUCUUUCCAUUUAUCACAGCAUAGACUUCAACAUUAUUCCAGUAGAGACCCAGGACACUGGUAUGUGGGUCUGUUUCAUAAAGAGCACCUGGGUUAUCUGAGGCCCCAAGCCUAUGUCUAUCAGUCUAUGGUGACAGAUGCCCUUCAAAGGGAUUCCAGGCUUGGAGCUGAGCCUGAGCAGGGAAGAACAAUUCCCACCCUUGCCCUCAAGGUCAUAGGUGGAGCCAUCUGGGGCAGCUGAGUGAGCUGCACAGGCUUGCUGUGUGACUCCAGGCCAUCACCUUCCUUCCUCACUGACCUCGUAGAGGUCAGCCCUGACCUGAUGAUGAAGCUCCUGCUGCAGCCCAGGGGCCAUUCAGAGCAGAGUCUGCUUGGGGGCUGAUGUCUUCUACUCCACUCUACGAGUCCGCAAGUCCGAUGGAUUCCACCAGGCCAGAGAAGCUCCACUGCUGUGCCAUAGCCAUGAAGGCAACAUAAGCUGAGAGACAUAAUCACAAUCACAUAGAUGUUUAGAAGCACAAGGCAGAAUGGGAGCCAGUAUCACCAGAAAAUCACAUCUGCACGCUCUCUUCUCCAUUCUCUAGCAGGAAAUUUCAGCCUAUUUAGGAAAUAAGGAAACUGAGGCCCAGGGUCCCACAGCUAGAUCAUGAUUUGGCCAUUUUGGCAACCAAGGUCAUGUCUGGCUCCUCCCUGGACCACUAGGUAGAUUCAUUUCAUUCUGCUUCUCAGUUUGUGCCUGGGCAAUGGCCAAGGGCCAAGAGGGGGGAAGUUGUGAUGGAGCAUGAGGGGCAGACCCAGCCCUGCCUGGUUCUGGCUGCUGUGUCUCAGGACCCUACAUCUGUCUGCUCAGCAUUUAUGUCUCUUUGGAAUUGGAAUUGUAUUAUACAUUAAGAAAAUAAAGGAAAAUGACUUAUAAUGUC